Catharus ustulatus (Swainson's thrush) is the source of this 908-nucleotide messenger RNA. It is a transcript of the gene LRRC52, whose product is annotated as leucine rich repeat containing 52. Gene Ontology annotation, molecular function: potassium channel activator activity; voltage-gated potassium channel activity; transmembrane transporter binding. The transcript is spliced from 2 exons. Lineage: Eukaryota; Metazoa; Chordata; Aves; Passeriformes; Turdidae. Gene Ontology annotation, cellular component: voltage-gated potassium channel complex. The record is from RefSeq and is a predicted model, not a curated record. The coding region runs from base 22 to 900 and encodes 292 amino acids.
CAGCCUGGAAGGUCUCAAACCAUGUCUCCUUCAGAUAGACCGUGGUCCCUGAGCAUCAUGUUCCUUUUGGGGAUGGCAUCAGAGGGGAUCAGCUGCCCGAGCAGGUGUAGCUGUCAGUACCUGGAGGUGAACUGCACCGGGCAGCAGUUGCAGGAGUUCCCUGUGGACAUCCCUCUGGACACUAGGCAGCUGAUUCUGGCAGCAAACAACGUCUCCUACCUGCCGGCAGUGGAAUUGAGCUUCCUGGCUGAUUUGGUCUAUCUGGACUGCAGAAAGAACCUCUUGGGGGAUGACCUGGAUUUCACUUUCGUUGGUGUGGCCAAGCUUGUCUAUCUGGACCUCAGCUUCAACAACCUCACACAGGUCACCUUCAGCACCUUCUCCCACCUCCUCAGCCUGGUGGUGCUGAAGAUCUCGGACAAUCCUAACCUCGUGGCCAUCGAGAAGGGUGCUUUUGCCAACAACACCUGGCUGAGGCACCUGGAUGUGAGCCGGACAGGCUUAACCUUCCUGGACACCAGCACCGUCAGGGACUUGCCCAACCUGAGGCUUCUGGGGCUCAGUGACAACCUGUGGCACUGCAACUGUUCCUUUUUGGAUUUCAUCACCUGGAUGAUGGAGAGCGAUGUGCAUUUUCCAGAUGCUGACAACAUCACCUGCUACACCCCAGCAGGCCUGCAUGCCCUGAGGAUGCCAGCAGCAGAGGCACAGCUCCACUUCAGCUGCCUGACCCAGCUGUACAAGCAGGAUUAUGUCUUUCUGUGUCUCGUUGGCUUCUGCAUAUUCCUUGCUGGCACCAUGGCAGCCUGGCUGGCCGGCAUCUGUGCCGUCAUCUACGAGGCCCAUGCCUCGAAGGGAGAGGAAGAGGAGGAAGAGGAGGAGGAAGACACAGCCCCUUAGGAUCAGCC